Molecule: messenger RNA, 3583 nt
Organism: Acipenser ruthenus (sterlet)
Lineage: Eukaryota; Metazoa; Chordata; Actinopteri; Acipenseriformes; Acipenseridae
Product: OTU domain-containing protein 1-like
Exons: 1
Coding region: 470-1843 (457 amino acids)
Biological process (GO): protein deubiquitination
Molecular function (GO): cysteine-type deubiquitinase activity
Source: RefSeq, a predicted model, not a curated record
UAUUCUGGCCAGUGUAGGUUGUUUUAAAAUGUACGCGUCAUCAUAUUUUGUGUGCCUUGGCGAGCUUUUCGCAUUCCAACGUCCUGACGUUUUAGACAUUACAGAGUAAACAGGAUUCGCGUUUCAACGAAUGUAGUUCCAAAAGUGUCCUGUGACACAUCAAAUACUUUGAAUUCCAUAUGCACAGUCAGCAAUCGAAGCAGCCACUCGGUGAGUGCAUUAAGAGGAUCGGGAUAGAGUAGGGUCCUGUUGCAUUCUUCCGCGCUAUAAUUAGGGGAGCGCUCAGCGGUGACGCAAGAUGGCUAAAGUGGGAUGUUCUGACUGUGACUGCAAGAAUUAGGAUCAGAGCUGUGGAUACAUGCUUCACUUCAUUUACGUUGCCUGUGAUGACCGUGAGUAUUUUUAACUGCCAUUCUCAUCCUGUGUUGUUACCGGGGCUUUUAUAAAAAGGGGUGGGUGCAAGUUUAAAAUGCAGCUCUACAGCAGUGUGUUGACACAUUUCCCUGGAUGUGCUUGUAAAGUUUCGAUUCCUAUAGCAACUGUUCUAGAUAACGUGCCUGUCACUGGUACUUCUGCUACUACUAUUGCUACAAGUACUACUAAGAAGAGUGCUACAGAAAACGGCGAGGAUCCAGUUAAAAACAACGCGUCUGUUGCAAACAUGCCUGCGUUUUGUUAUGAAGCUGUUACUGGCUCAGCGAACAAGCCAGCCUACUUUACCUCUACUGCACAGAUCACGAUUACCACCAGGCCCACUGGAGUGGAAACGUUCGUGCCUGUACAGAUUAUAAAGGACUCGAGAAGUAGCACUGAACCCACGUCGAGAAAUUAUUUCCGAAGCCCCCGGAGCUUCCCUGUCCUGGAAAGGGAGAACUAUACACCAGAGACCGGGUGGCUGGAUGAUGUUAUUGAGAACAUGAAUAACAAAGUGGACGUGUUUGAGCAAUAUCACAUGAUCAACAUAGACAGGAUGCCAUAUUAUGUCAAAGUUUGCGAACCAAAGGAUACUGGUUUGGAAAAAGAAUCCGGCUUUAAGCCUAACAGUACUACCGAAGCGCUAAAUGAUGCGGAGGCAGAGCCCAUACUUUUAAACGAUAGAGGACGCAAAGUUUUGGAACCAGCACAAAGUAUUCACCAAAGUUAUCAGGAUAGUUAUGAAGACAACAAGGAUAUUGACUCCUUAGCGCCUGAAGUUAAUAUCGCACAUUUAGCCAAGCCUGCUCCUGUCGCUGUUGCUGAAAAUAAAACUGACAAAAAUGAGAAAAUCGUACAUUAUUUUGCUGAAGUGGAAAAGCAAAACAAAUACCUCCACGAAAGGCAGAAGUACAGGUUUCACAUCAUCCCAGAUGGUAACUGCUUGUACAGGGCUGUCAGUAAAGCAGUGUAUGGGGAGCAGUCCAUGCACAAAGAUUUGAGGGAGCAAACUCUCCACCACAUAGCGGAUCACCUGGAUGAGUUUAACCCAAUUAUUGAAGGCGAUGUCGGGGAAUUUUUGAUUAACGCUGCCCAGGAUGGAGCGUGGGCCGGCUAUCCAGAGCUGUUAGCAAUGAGCCAGAUGUUGAAUAUUAACAUCCACCUCACUACCGGAGGCAGCUUGGAAAGCCCCACAGUAUCCACUAUGGUGCAUUACCUGGGCGACGAGGAGCCUUCCAAGCAGAGCAUUUGGUUAACCUGGCUCAGCAGUGGACACUAUGAUACGGUGUCCGAUCGACCCUUGCCCAAUCCUGAGUAUGAGAACUGGUGCAGACAGACCCAGGUGCAAAGGAAAAGGGACGAAGAACUGGCAAAAUCCAUGGCUGCUUCUCUUUCCAAAAUGUACAUCGAACAGAACGGCAGUUCCUGAGGAAAAGAAAAAAAAAGAUUUAAAUCAGAAUGUGCAGAAUUGUAACCUUACAGCAAUUUAUUUUAGUGUAUCUGUUUAUAUAAAUAUUGCCUUAACUUAUUAUUAUUUUUCUAAACUGAAUGUUUUUAAAGCAAAGCUACUGAAGGUUGCGGUGCCACCUGCAGUAUAAUAUUAUUGGAACUUUCUUUCCUUCCAUUUUUUAAAAUGCUUUUUAAAUAUAUACAGAAUACUCAACUUGAUUUAAUAUGUACCUAUUCCUAUACAUUGGAGGUAUUCUUAAAACUGAUUCCUAUUUUUGUAAUGUUUGUGUUCGUGUCAGAGAGAAAGAGAGAGUGUGCUUGAUUUGUAAUACCUCUUCUCUUGUCUUAGGUAUGUCAUGGCGUGGAACUGAAUUUCAGUUAUACAGGUCCUGAAUAGGUCUUUUCUGUACCACACUAUGUAACUCGCUAUUGCGUUUUAAAAUGUUUACUCUAUCCCGUAUAAAAAUGGACUGCAGUAAAAAUACUAGUGGCUUACUGCAAUGCAUACUAGGGGAGGUGGCGGGACUUGACUAUUGCAUAAUGUUGCAGUUUACUUAGUUCCCUUUUACGGUUUGCUGGGUCGAACAUUUACAAUUCAGUAACAGUUUGAUUGUGGAGCUUGUUUUGUGUCAUGGAAUACUAUUGUUAAAAUAGUGUGUCUAUUCUAUUGGAAAUCAUUGUGGCAAAUUGCAUCAUUUUCCAAGUGGUUUGCUGGGUCGAACAUGUAAACCUUUCAGACUGAAUGUACUGUGUUUAUAUGAUUUUAAUAUCACUUGGAUGGAAUGAAUACAUUGGAUUGAUAAUUUCAGUGAACUGUGUUUUUUUUUUUUUUUAAUUUAUAUCAUUUUCAUAUUUUUUAGUUUUGUUUAAAGAAAGAACGAAAAAAAACCUGGAUGUGUUUUUAUGCAUAAAAAAUAAUGUUUAUGAUGCAUAGCCAUAAUGUAUUAUUGUUAUUAUUAUUAUUAUGAAUACUACUACUGCUAUUAAUAAGUCAGCUCAUUGGCACAUUUAAAGGCAGAAAGGUGUGUUAACUUGGGUUAGGAGUUAGUGAAUUGUGUCAAUUUGGGAGCUAUUUUGAAAACUUGGACAACAGAUUUUGAGUAAGUCUUUUAGUAUUGAGUCUAAAUCUUCUCUGCUUUUGCAUUUAACUCGUGUUUACACUUUGUUUGUUCAAUUAAACGUGAUUGUUUUAGUUUUCGUGCUUUCAUGCUCCCAAGUUUGCUUUUUAGUUCCAGAGCAAAAAUAGAUUUACUCAACACAAUUUACCAAGUUUUGAAAAUAACUGAAGAUUACAGCCUUUUUAUGGCUGUACAGUACAAAGUACACAAUGAGUCACCCAUUUUUGGUUUUCAGAAUUCCUGGCUAACCUCCUGCAUUUUAUGACUAAUGUAGGUGCAAUGAUAAACUGCAUUUAUACUGUUUUUGUUUCAGGCAACUGGCAUGGGCGAAAAACACAUCAUGGGAAAUAUAUGCCUUACUAUUCUAAAAAAAACAAAAAAAAGGUUACAAAAAGAAAUAGAGGCAGAGGUUUGUAUUUGUAAUAGUGUCCUCCAUUAACAUGAGAAAAAAAGGAAAUGACAAAUCCGUAGGGGGAAAAAUAAAUACAUUUAUAUUUUCUAAAUAUACAUUUUGUGGUGUGAACCAAGAUUAUCAUUUUUUAGACAUUCUCAAGUGUCUUUUUUAUUCUGGUAAAUAAGAAAAUAAAUAAAAACUAAAUAGG